AACAUGCGUGUGUUGAAUGACCAGUACGCCGUCAAGCAGACCCUCGGCAGCGGCCUUCAGGGCAAGGUGAAGCUUGGGGUCGACCUCAAGACCAACGAGAACGUCGCGCUGAAGCUGAUCAAGUCUGCAAAACUCACGCAGAAAGCCAUCCUGAACCUGUACCGCGAGAUCGAGUCCAUGAAGCGCGUGCAGCACCCGAACGUGAUGCGCCUCCUUGCCGUGUCCAACGACGUGGACUAUCCCAAGAAGAAGGGAGGCUCCGAAAAAGUUGUGCUGGUCGUGCUGGAACUCGCAACGGGUGGCGAACUUUUCGACUUCAUGAUGUACACGGGAAGCUUCUCGGAAGAGAUCGCGCGCACGUACUUUCGGCAGAUGGUGAGCGGCCUCCACGCGUGUCACUCGGCGGGCGUGUACCAUCGCGACAUCAAACCCGAAAACUUGUUGCUCGACAAGAACUUCUUGCUCCGGAUCGCCGACUUUGGGCUGUCGGCGCUGUCGGACGACACGACAUUGGCGGAUGACUUGACCACGCAGUGCGGCACCCGUGCAUACAUGAGUCCGGAGAUCAUCGCCGGCACGCCGUACGAAGGCGCCCCCGCGGACAUCUGGAGCGCCGGCGUCGUGCUGUUCAUCUUGCUCGCGGGGUUUCCUCCGUUCCAAAUCGCCACGCGCCAAGACUGGUGGUUCCGCGCGUGCGCGACGCAGCAAUACGAGGCGUUCUGGGCCGCACAUUCCCGCACGGCGGUCUUCUCCCCCAUGGCAACAGAUCUGCUCACACGCAUCUUCGACGUGAACCCGACGACGCGCCUGACGUUGGCCGAGAUCUGGCAGCAUCCGUGGCUGCAUGAGCCCGUUUUGUCCGAGACCGCGAUGACCAACGAGCUCUUGGCGCGCAAAGAAAAAGUCACGCUGGAAAAGCUGCGCGCGCAAAAAGCCAAGGAAGACAAGACGGCGGCGGCCACCACCUCGUUCAACCCGUUUGACCGCAAUACCCAUCGCUCCAUCCACACGUUGGCUUCGACUUCACUCAAGACCACGACAUCCCACGACGCCAUGUUCUUCCCCGCUGUCCAAUCCUGCGGCAUCCCCGCCUACACGACCCUCCGAUGCUUUGCGUCGACCGCCGCGGACCUGCUGCAGCGCCUCCACGCGUCCUUUGACAAGGUCGGGCUGCGGUAUACGUGGACGGACGCUCUCGCCUCGCAUGUCCCAGGAAAUGACGUCAAAGCCAAAGUGCACGUGACCACCGCCGCCUCGGGCCGCGUAGACGUGGCGUUGCUUGUCACGGAAGCGCCGGGGGGAUUGUUCCUCGUGGAAGUGCGCCGACGGGCCGGCGAUUUGUUUGCGUUUCGCCAAGUGUUUGACUUGGUCAGCGCCGAUCUGUCGGACGUUCUGGCGGAGGAUGUGGCCCCGCCUGCCAAGGUGUUGGCCCCCGCGCCGACUGGCAGCGACGACGAAGAGGCCGAAGAGCUCAUUUCAGACGAGGCUUUGAUGAUUUAGAUGACUGUAUUUUAAUGCUACCAAGUACUUGUACUACUACUUGCUAGGAUUGCCCUACCUUUGUCGAAAGUGAUAUUUCGAACGGCCACAUACGUCUAAUCGACAAUCGUCAAUGUUACAUUAAUUAGUGUAAGAUCCAGUUUGAUGUCGGGAACUGGUGGCAUUUUGAUUACUCUUUUGUGCAUUGAGUGGCAGGUCUGG
Messenger RNA from Aphanomyces astaci, 1701 nucleotides. Its product is annotated as CAMK protein kinase. Lineage: Eukaryota; Oomycota; Saprolegniomycetes; Saprolegniales; Verrucalvaceae. Gene Ontology annotation, molecular function: ATP binding; protein kinase activity. The transcript has a single exon. The record is from RefSeq and is a predicted model, not a curated record. Gene Ontology annotation, biological process: protein phosphorylation. The coding region runs from base 4 to 1500 and encodes 498 amino acids.